Molecule: messenger RNA, 4704 nt
Organism: Pan troglodytes (chimpanzee)
Lineage: Eukaryota; Metazoa; Chordata; Mammalia; Primates; Hominidae
Gene: SOWAHC
Product: sosondowah ankyrin repeat domain family member C
Exons: 1
Coding region: 184-1773 (529 amino acids)
Molecular function (GO): protein binding
Source: RefSeq, a predicted model, not a curated record
GGGGGCGUGUCCGCCCGGGCGCGGCCCAGUGAGGCGGUGGCCGAGUCCUCUGGCCUCAGACGCCUAGGCUGGCAGCCCGCUGAGCCCGCCAGACUCCGCCGCCGUCGGGAGCCGGCCGCUGGGAUCCCGUCCCUAUGGGACCGCGCUGAGCCGCCCGCUGGCGGGGGAGCAGCGCGGUCGAGGAUGGAGGGGCCGGCAGAGUGGGGCCCCGAGGCGGCGCUGGGCCCCGAGGCGGUGCUGCGCUUCCUGGCGGAGCGCGGGGGCCGGGCCCUGCACGCCGAGCUGGUGCAGCACUUCAGGGGCGCCCUGGGCGGCGAACCGGAGCAGCGCGCCCGCGCCCGCGCGCACUUCAAGGAGCUGGUGAACGCCGUGGCCACUGUGCGCGUCGAUCCCGCCGACGGCGCCAAGUACGUGCACCUCAAGAAGAGGUUCUGUGAAGGGCCGUCCGAGCCCUCCGGGGACCCGCCGCGAAUCCAGGUGACCGCCGAGCCCGAGGCCCCCGACGGCCCUGCCGGGCCCGAGGCGCGCGAUCGGCUCCCCGACGCAGCGGCCCCGGAGUCGCUCCCUGGACAGGGCCGCGAGCUGGGCGAGGGAGAGCCCCCCGCCGCCGCGCACUGGCCGCCCCUGAGCGCCGGGGCUCGCAGGAAGAACUCGCGGCGCGACGUGCAGCCCCUACCGCGGACUCCAGCCCCGGGGCCCAGCGAGGACCUGGAGCUCCCGCCACAUGGCUGCGAGGAGGCGGACAGGGGCAGCUCCCUUGUGGGGGCUACAGCACAGAGGCCGGCCCGCCAGAACCUCCGUGACCUGGUGAUGGGCAGCUCCCCGCAGCUGAAGAGGAGCGUGUGUCCCGGGGGCAGCAGCCCGGGCAGCUCCUCCGGGGGAGGACGCGGCAGAGGCGGGGGCGACUCAGACAGCGCUUCGGUGGCCUCGUCGUCCGCGGAGGAGGAGAGCAGCGGCGGAGGCUCCGUGACGCUGGACCCCUUGGAGCACGCGUGGAUGCUCUCUGCCUCCGAUGGCAAGUGGGACAGCCUGGAGGGCUUGCUCACCUGCGAGCCGGGCCUGCUGGUCAAGCGGGACUUCAUUACCGGCUUCACUUGCCUGCAUUGGGCCGCCAAGCACGGCAGGCAGGAGCUUCUGGCCAUGCUAGUCAACUUCGCCAACAAACACCAGCUGCCGGUGAACAUCAACGCCAGGACGAGCGGGGGUUACACCGCCCUGCACUUGGCAGCCAUGCACGGCCACGUGGAGGUGGUGAAGCUGCUGGUGGGGGCCUACGACGCCGAUGUGGACAUCAGGGACUACAGUGGGAAAAAGGCCUCCCAGUACCUGAGUCAGAGCAUCGCCGAGGAGAUCAAGAACCUGGUGGGAGCCCUGGACGAGGGUGACGGGGAAAGCGCCGCGGGUAGCGGCGGUGGGCGCUGGAGGCUUUCAAAGGUGCUUCCCUCGCAUCUCAUCACCUACAAACUCUCACACGCCCUAGAAGAUGGAGGAGACCAUCACCACCACCACCAUCACCAUCACCACUCGGCUGAGGGCUGGGUCGGAGGCAAAGCCAAGGAUCCAGGGCGCAAAGCCUCGGGCAGCUCUAGUGGACGUAUAAAACCCAGACUCAACAAAAUCCGAUUCAGAACCCAGAUUGUCCACACCACACCCUGUUUCAGGGACCCAGAACAGCCACUGGAGGACAGGGGGGAGGAGGGAGUGGAGGAGGAACGGUCUGGUAAAGGCCACUCGUCCUUCAAAUUGAGACCAAAGUCCAAUGUGUUUGGGUAAAAAUUGUUGCUUUUAGAAAAUGCAAAGGUGUAUUUGUCUUAAUAAAUUGAAUACUAGGUGUUGUAAGGAAAUGAGACCAGAAAGACAAGCUAAAUUAUGCAUUCUUACUUGAGGGAUUGGAGUGGAUGGGGCGGAGUUCUCUUCAGGCUAGCCUUCUGGGGAAAGUGGAUUUCGUUUUAAGAGGUUCAUCAUACCUUGACCUGUGCCUCUUCUCUGCCCUCCACUUCCCUGCCCUGGAGUCCGUUUCUGGAGACUAGAAGUGUAUCUAAAUUGGGGGAACAGAAUGAAUGAAUGAAUGAGAGUUCCUUUGCUUUAACCAUUCCUGGAUGCCUGCAAAGUAAGGAAUAAUGCAGUUUUUAUGUAUCUGAUUUUAUAAGGGGUUACUCUUUCAAGAGUAACAAAAAAAUGCAAACUGUAAUGAAACUACAUUGUAUUUCUAAGUGUGAAAACGACAGGCUGCCCCGUUUUUACUAAUUGCAUUUGCAUUUUAAGGUACUACUGAAGGUCAGAUCAAAGUUGAAAUGCAAAAAUACUAAUUAGAGAAUAAUGUGAAUAAAAUGGGAAUCCUCUUGGUAUUUUAUGUGUAUUGUAAGUAGCAGUUAAUUUUUUUAAAAGCAAUUUCAGUUUUAAUCACUGAACAAAAGAAACAGGCAACAUUCACUUCUGUAGUAUGGUUUCCACCUAUCUCUAACACCACUAUUAAGGUACACCAGUGUUAAGGUACAUUAAUAACUACACAAAAUUUUAUUUAAAGAGAGCACUUAGCAGCCUAUGAUAGUUUUCAAUAAAAUGUUGCCUCUCGUUCGGAUUCUCACUAACUUUUUUUACUAUUCUAAAAGUUUGAAUUUGCUGGGGUGUUUAUUCUGAGGAUUAUUUAACCAUUGUUCUAUUUGGCAUAACCCUAUUUAAUGGUGCUUAGAGCUGAAUUACCUACAGAAACUGUUUCUGGUUUAAAUAAUCAGCACAAAUUGGCCUAAGUAUUCAUGAGCCCAUGUUUCUGUGAAGUAAUUAUUAAACCAACUUAAUGAUUCUUACGUAAGGUACACUUUUUAUUUUAAUACAUUGGUAGUCUCUAUGACGUAGCAAUGUUUUACAAAUGUUUAAAAUGCUAAACUUAAUUUUCCAACCUUUUCUUGACAAUUAGAUACCUAUCCUGUAGUUACUGAAAAUCUGGGUAGUAAAUCUACCCAGUUAAAAUGGCACUUUAUAAAAGGGAAUAGAGAAGAGAUGGGACUAUUUCUAUAUUUAAAUGCUGCUGGCUAUUCCUUUGUAUAUAAAUGAAAAAUACCAUUCAUUAAAAUUAAGUACUUGUUUAAGUAUGGUUCUUAAUUACAUUUCAUUCAUUUAUAUUAGAGUAAAUGGCUUCAUAAUUACUUUAAAAUUUAACCCACAAGCAUAUUAAAUCUGUUUGUUAUAAGAUUGGAAACAAUUUUUGAGAGGGACUAAUUUAAACAAGUCCUCCUUUAGUCUUUUGGGUCGCGUAGUUGCUGAAACCUAAGUACCUGCAGCCUACAGGAUAAGGAAGUUCACAGCCUGCGGGGUGAAUGAACCCAUGUGUGAACUGCACAGAGCAAUUCAUAGAAAAUGCAUAGAAAUUUGUAAUACUUUGGUCACAUCUGUCUCUAGAUGGUCAUUGAAUUUGUUUAAAGAUGGAUGAAAGGCCGGGCAUGGUGGCUCAUGCCUGUAAUCCCAGCACUUUGGGAGGCCGAGGCAGGUGGAUCACUUGAGGCCAGGAGUUUGAAACCAGCCUGGCCAACAUGGUGAAAACCUGUCUCUACUAAAAAUACAAAAAUUAGCCGAGCGUGAUGGUGCGUGCCUGUAGUCCCAGCUACUUAGGAGGCUGAGGCAUGAGAAUCACUUAAACCUGAGAGGCGGAGGUUGCAAUUGAGCCAAGAUCACGACACUGCACUCCAGCCUGGGCAACGGAGACUCUGUCUCAAAAAAAAAAAAAAAAAAAAAAAAGAUGAAUGAAAAUAUGAAAUAUAUAAACUAGUAUCCAUUUGUUUGCAUUUAUUGUGGGAUUUCAGAUAUGAACGGUGUAAAUUUGAGAAGCACUUAUGCAUACAUUUGGGUGAAAAACCAAUCUAAUUUCGUAUAAAUAAAAACAGGCUCCUGGAAGGUGAAAAGUAGUCAUUUGUUCUAAAUCUAUACAUAUUACUUGUAUCUAGUGCAGAAUAAGCUAUAACAUCCCAUUGAGGAAUCUUAAAUUUCAUAGACAUGUAAAGCUGAAGUAACUCUACAGAGUAGAUGCUUCAGAACCAUCAGAAGAUUCUGGUCAACAGUCAGUAUUAUCUCUUAAAUGUAUAUGUUGGUCACUAACUGCACAAAAUCUAUAAUUUGCCAGGGCUUUAGAGAUUGAGUCAAUAUGUCAUUUACCAUGGUUUUCCCACUAAAGGCUUUAACUUUUCUGAUAAAAUAAUAUUUUAAAUUUUCAAAAACCCAUUCCUGAGGAGAACUACUUCUAGCAUUCCUUUUCAUGAUGUGCUUGUGUGCAGUAAGUAGCAUUUUCGGCUACUUAACCCUACAUUCCUCUUAUUUUUCAGUUUCCAGUCAAGAUUAUAAAAAGCAAAUGAUUGAUAUAAUUUGAUAUUCAUAGAGUUGUGCCUACCUUUAAUGGAAAAAUAUGUGUCAGAUACUUAGAUGUUUAUUGAUAUGAGACUAUGUGGUUAAAAAACCCAAGUAUGUCCAUGUGUUUCUUAUAAGGUACACUUGAAACUAGUGAGUGUUUGUCACAUUUCACUUUCAUGGUAUGUAAAAUGCAGUUCGCAUAUAUAACUUGAAUAUCUGGUACUAGUUUUUUCACGCCUGCAAUCUUGGAGUCUAGGUUGCCUUGUCUCUCCUAUUUUUAAAUAAGUGAAAUUUGGGAGAUUGUAAAAUCUGUAAAGUUUGUUUUGUCAAAAUAAAAUGUUCACAGUAGAAUUUUUCUCUGAA